AAUACAUGGUUGUGCAUGCAGUGUUUAUUAAUUAGAAAUUAUUUCUACAGGAAAUUACAGCCUUUUUUUUUGUUGGCAGCAAUAACUAAGUCUGUGAUUGAAGAAGUAACUUGUGACUUGUUUCUCUGUUUAAUUGGCAGAUACAAACCCUUCUUCCCGUUUCAAGUGCACCCGGCACCAGCCUCAUUAUGUGACCCAGAGUUCUCAGUUCAGGACUCACGAUUGGUAGAGGGGCGGCUCCGUGUCACGCUGGUUGAAUGUAGCAGGUUGUUUAUUUUGGGGUCAUAUGAUAGAGAGACGUAUGUUCACUGCACCAUCGAACUCAGCAGCCACGAAUGGAGGGAAAAACCUCGCAGCUCAAUCAAAACGACUGAAGUUAUUAAAGGCCCAAAUGGAAGUGUGGGAAUGACGUUUCGGCAUGUUCCAGCCUCCGAAGGAGACGUGGUGCACGUGAGCAUUGAGACGGUGACCCCCAACUCCCCUGCUGCCCAGGCUGACCUGCAGAAGGGGGAUCGCCUCAUUGCUAUUGGAGGAGUUAAAGUGACUUCCUCUGUCCAAGUGCCGAAGCUCUUAAAGCAAGCUGGAGAACGAGUGACUGUCUUGUAUGAGAGGCCAGUCAGACACCAGAUGCCUGCCAUGGGCCUGGGGACCCUUCAGGAAACCCUGGCCCCUCUGGAAGAACCAGGGUACCCCCCUGCUGGGGGUUAUGAGGAGGACCCUGCCCAUAUUACCACCAUGGACAUAACUGAUGGCAAAGACAAUGACUCUGAGUUUGAGGAACUGAUAGUGGAGACCAAACUGGCCGGAGCUGCAAUCAGUGGAGAAACUAAAGAUGAUUCCCUGCUCUCUGUAAACCAAAGCCCUAAAAAGACUGUCGCCAACCUGGCCUCAAAGCCCCUGGGCACCAUCUCGCCAAUCCUCAACCGAAAACUCAACCUGGCCGGCCUUCAAUCCCCGCUGAAAGCCCAGCCUAAAGAAUUACCAAAGCCCUCGCCUCACAAGAGUGUGGAACCAUCUGAGCCUCCCCAGAGACCAACAGUGCCCCCUCCUCCUCCACCUGCUCGCCCUCCGGUUCCUCCAAGGCCCCAUAUUAAAGUGACAUCAGCCUCGUCUGAAUCCCAAAUCUUGUUGGAAGGAGGUGACUUGGUAGUGGAGAAAUCCCCAGAAAAAGUUCCUCCUGCUUCAGGCAAUGGAGACAGACCUGCACCUGACAAAACGCCCACAAAAGCUUCUGAGACAAAGCCCUUAAACAAACCCCCAGAGUCUACAGAAGAACUACCACCAAUACCUGUCACUAGUAAGCAAGAUUCAGCCAAAGACAAGAUGGUUGAAAGCUCCUCGAUCACAAGAGACAGUCUGGAUGAGCAGGGUUUUUGGGAGUCAUCUGAAGCAAUGCUCCGCAACAGAAAUGUUCGAUGGAACAAGUCUUCUGUAGUAUUUGAUGUAGAAAGCAACCAUAAAUACCUUAACAUAGCACUCUGGUGCAAGGAUCCCUUUAAGUUAGGUAGUCUCCUGUGCUUAGGGCAUGUUAGCUUAAGUUUGGAGCACAUAGCACUUGAAUGCUUGUCUACAUCAUCCGCAGAAUACCAGAGCACCUUUCGUCUGUGUGCCCCAGAACCCCGGGCCAGCGUCAGUCGUACUGCACUGCGUAGUCUGGGCACGCACAAGGGCUUUAAUGAGAAGUUAUGCUAUGGAGAUGUUACCCUCAAUUUUAUUUACUUGGGAGAGGGGGACUUGGACCUGCCUAGUGGACUUACUGAGAGGGAGGGAAGCAUACAUGAUGAGGAAGUGAAAGAAAGGGAACGAGAAAAAGAGCAGGUUCCCUCAGUAACUCGGGAAGACCUAGGCUACAAUCCCAUGCAGAUCAAUGAAGUCCGGCACAACUUCCAGGACACACAAUUCCAGAAUCCCACCUGGUGCGAUUACUGCAAGAAAAAGGUUUGGACCAAAGCUGCCUCCCAGUGCAUUGUCUGUGCCUAUGUCUGCCACAAAAAGUGCCAGGACAAGUGUCUGGCUGAACAUCCUUUCUGUUUGGCCAUUGGUGACCGUCGUAGCACAGACCCUGAGGCCAAGUCGACCAUUAAUCGGGCAACCACUGGUCUUACACGUCACAUCAUCAACACCAGCUCCCGCCUGCUCAACCUUAGGCAAGUUCCUAAAACCAGACUAGCAGAACAAGUGUCUGACGUGGGACCUGGAGCUGCUGAACCCUCUCCAAAACACACACCCAACACCUCAGACAAUGAGAGCAGUGACACUGAGACAUAUGCUGGGGCAAGCCCUUCAAAACAACCUCCAGGUGGAGGUGGCACAAAGCUGGCACGCAAAGAGGGAGGUUUAGAUGACAGUGUUUUUAUUGCGGUGAAGGAGAUCGGCCGGGACCUGUACCGUGGCCUCCCAACAGACGAACGUUCACAAAAACUGGAGCUAAUGCUGGAUAAACUGCAGCAGGAAAUUGACCAGGAGCUGGAGCACAACAAUGCUUUGAUGUCUGAAGAGAGAGAAGCAACUGAUGCCCGGCGCAAGGCCCUGAUCACCUCAGCCUUGGCUAAGUCCGGAGAGCGGCUUCAAGCUUUGACUCUGCUAAUGAUCCACUACCGUGCCGGCAUUGAAGACCUGGAAUCUGUAGAGAGCACCUCACCAUCUGAGCAGCAUGGCUUCCCCAAGUCGAAAACGGGAGGUCUGGAGGAGGACCUGAUGUGUGCAGAAGUGUACGACAGUGACAUUUGUAGUCCAGUGGAUGUGCAGAUGCUCGAUGAGAUUAGUGAGGAGCAGAUUUGUGUUGAGGCCUUGCCACGUUAGAUGGCAGAGGCAAAAGGGGCUUGAGACUCCCAACAAAGUAUUUUAUCAUAGAAUCCAUGCGACUGUCCAAGACUGGCCAGCACUUUGUUUGUCUAUAAGACGCAGAAUAUUCAGAACAUUGUCUCUGAUUUUAGGUAUUUUAUUUUCUGUCAUUGCUGUUGCAGAAAACCAACCAAAUUUGUUACAAUUGUCCGCAGUUCCAAUGUAUCAAUAGGAGUUUUAAGUCAAACAAAGAAAUGAGCUAUUACAGUUGGGCCAGUAUAAGGAACAUUUCUGUUCUUAUUUAGGACCAUUUUACGAGCUACAAGAGAAAGUUUAAAUCAUGGUUCCUUGCCUAGGCUGCAGACGUAGCAUUUUGAGUGUUAACUAAACUUAGCCAACUUGUAGCAUCUGUUUUGAGAAAAAUAAAAAUGGAAACUAGGAACCUAGACGACAUUCUGGAUCAGUUUGUAAUACUGGAAACAUUUGAGGCCGUAAACUUCAAAGGAACAAUCUCUGUACUUUGGUGUGAGCUUCAAGCCUUCUUGCCUUAGACUGGUCCUCUGCCAAGUAGUAGGAUUACCAUGAAGACAUUUACCAUAACAUGCGAUCCAAAUGUGGAAGUUGCAUAUUUUAAUUGUCCAUCUUUAAUGUCCUCUGCAUGGGAGCACUUUUUAACAUAAUUUUUUAUUAAUUUAUCUUGUUUUCUUUUAAAUUGUCUCAAAAAGUUGAGCCACUAUAGAACUGUCUUGGGACAUAUACUCGUUAUGACUGGGUAAUGAAACCUAUUUGGGGACCACUGUUGAUGUCGCUCAAGUUUGUGUAACUCAAACGCCAAACAAAUGUGACAAAAUGUGUUAAUUUUCUUUCUGUAUUUCACCAUUGUUUUUCUUUGUUCAUAAGUUUGUUCAUAUAGUAUACAUUAUAACUGCUGUUUGAGUAAAUGUAUGUUGUGGUUAUGGAAGAUCCAUCUUUAUUUAAGCCUCCAUGAAUUUGAACAUGAUAGCCAGAUUUCUUGAGAAACUUGAGAAGUCCUUAAAUCCUUAACCUACCAAAUUAUGCAAGUUGGCAUACGCCAUUUUGGUUUAUUUGCUUUCAUGGGUGUUGUGGUAGAGAUCUUUUUACAAACUUAAUUUUGUUGUUUUAUUUUGUUUAGUGAAAUUUAGCACCCAUGUCUGCUUCUCUUUGCCUUUCCAAAGCUUGGAUGAUUCCAUAAUAUACUAAUGAAUGUAUUUCCCAAGCCGAGUUAACACAAUGCUAACAGUGCAGUUAGCUUACUCUUCACAAUUAAUUUGCUCCACAGCUCACUGAAGUCGUACCACCUGACUAGUCAGAACACAAUGAAUGUCCCUUGGCUCCAGAAGCUUAUCGCUGUAUUAUCCACAGAUAUUUACGUCUGUUCUCCUAUAGGUUAGCAUACCCAGUGUACUCUCUGUACAUCCUGUAGCCCCAUCUCACACGUGCUUAGAACAGGCACAGCAUGAGAGCAAUCAUCUUAUACAAUCUAUAUGCCUGAAGUACCAGGUAAAGCAAGAAAGCAUUUUCCAGUCGCUUAAUCAGUCAUUUUAAAUACAAAAGUGGCAAUCGAGUAACUGGUUGAGAAAGCACACCGGACCUAAAGGAGAACUGUUUGAGGCUGAACACAGUCAGUCUCAGGUCAGCUUGGGUAAGAUAUAAAGGGUAAUCCCCUCUAUUUACUGCUAUAGGAUCAGACUGCAAUAUUUUUAUAGGGAUAUCUGAACACCAGGAGGGAAGACCACAGUUCCUCUCUGAUGAACGGUGACAAGGACCUUCGGUCCAGGCUCUACUAUACCCUGUUAUUUAGCCGUGGGCUAACGCGUCACUGGAAGACUCAUGAAAGCUUUUUUGUUUUUGUUGUUUUUUUUUCUUGUUGUUCUCGUUUCGGUUGGUGUCUCUUGGCUGCUGCUAUUGUAACUGUAACCCUGUGCUCCUCAAACACAACAGAGCCUCUCUUUCCUGUUGUCUCACAGUGCUAAACAAAAAAAAACGUCUGUCUCUGCUACUUCGCAGUGAAGCCUUUUCUGCAAAAGCUGUUGUUCUCAUUGAAAGCUGAGUCAUGUUUCUUAAGCCUCGUUUAGACAGCUGGCUCUAAUCACAUUUCUCCUUCAUGCCUGGUCCUUAAACCUGAUUUAAACUCGUGGUCAAGCUUCCGGACACUUCAGGCUGAUCACGUGGGUUUAAAACAAGGUAAAAAAAACGAAGGGAAGUGAUUUUAGCUCGCUGUCUACAUGUAGUUUUGGCGCUAUUGUAAAUAGCCUGAACAAAGAUGGUUGCUGCAAACCUAUCCCCACCUCAACUCACACCACUCCCAAUCCCCCACCCUCAAACAAAGCCCUGUAUGUUGGUUUAUUUUUUGAUUGUUGUUAUUGUUGUCUUUGCUUCAUAUAAAUAUUUUCUGUUGGUGUAUUAAACAUGGAUAAGGACAGCUGCUGAAGUACUGCACAGCUUUGUAACAUGCUGCAGGAACUUUACACACACUGACAUAUCAUAUUUGCUUAUGCACUUGAGAUACAAAAUAAAUUAUUGAAAUAAUUAUUAAA
Astyanax mexicanus (Mexican tetra) is the source of this 5342-nucleotide messenger RNA. RefSeq names its product PDZ domain containing 8 (gene pdzd8). Gene Ontology annotation, biological process: mitochondrial calcium ion homeostasis. Gene Ontology annotation, cellular component: mitochondria-associated endoplasmic reticulum membrane contact site. Bases 16 to 2802 code for a protein of 928 amino acids. Gene Ontology annotation, molecular function: protein binding. The record is from RefSeq and is a predicted model, not a curated record. The transcript has 4 exons. NCBI's taxonomy places the organism in Eukaryota, Metazoa, Chordata, Actinopteri, Characiformes, Acestrorhamphidae.